Colletotrichum godetiae is the source of this 1925-nucleotide messenger RNA. Its product is annotated as Cys/Met metabolism PLP-dependent enzyme. Gene Ontology annotation, biological process: transsulfuration. The transcript has 2 exons. Gene Ontology annotation, molecular function: pyridoxal phosphate binding; carbon-sulfur lyase activity. The record is from RefSeq and is a predicted model, not a curated record. NCBI's taxonomy places the organism in Eukaryota, Fungi, Ascomycota, Sordariomycetes, Glomerellales, Glomerellaceae. Gene Ontology annotation, cellular component: cytoplasm. The coding region runs from base 367 to 1656 and encodes 429 amino acids.
CAAAGACUUUUUCAUCCGUCAUGCACUUAUCGCACCAUGACCCAGCUUCGGGGUUUGGUUUCCGACCCCACCUUUCGAUAAGGUUCCACGCAAUGGAGGGGCAGCGCCCCAGAGACGGCUUGUUGCCGGCACCGGGCCGCCCGUCUUGAUCGUCAUCCGCGCCGAUUUGUCGUCGGUGACUCUUCAUUUUCCCUUUCUAUAAUACACCUCGCCUAAAGGUUUCUCCCCUGAACCUUAGAUCUCAAAUUCCUCCAGUUGAUUAGACCUCAUCCCGUUUCUCGCCAAUUUGUCCUAGGACUCUUGUACACCCCUAGUUAAGAGACCCUGAAGCCCCUCUUCCUCCUUCGCACUUAAAAAAUAAACACAAUGGCUGGAGAUAUCCCCACGAACGGCGACACGGCGAUCCGGGCCGCUCCCGGGUCCGGCUCCGAAGCCCCGACGACGGACAAGAAAGAGCUUUCGCUUGCCACUCUUACCGUCCACGCCGAUGAUGGCAUCAGCAGCCACCGCGCCGUCGCGCCGGCGAUGCAUGUGUCUACCACGUUCAAGUAUCACAGCAACCCGGAUGAGCUCCGCCCAGGGGACAAUGUCGAUCCCUCCGCCCCGGGCGACUCACACGUCUACUCCCGCUACUCGGGCCCCAACACAACCCGCCUCGAAGCCAUCCUCUCCAGCGUGCUUCACGGGCCGACCUUGACCUACUCCUCGGGCCUCUCCGCCUUCCACGCCAUGCUCGUGUUCUUGAACCCGAAGCGCGUGGCUAUCGGCGGCGGGUACCACGGCUGUCACGGGGUGAUCAAGGUCCUUACGAAACUUAACGGCCUGCAACAGCUCGAGCUCGACGACGCCUCGCUGGAGAAGCUGGAGAAGGGCGACGUGCUGCACGUCGAGACGCCGCUGAAUCCGACGGGGGAGGCGAGGAAUCUGGCUUAUUAUAGAGAGGUGGCUACCCGCAAGGGAGCGUAUUUGACGGUGGAUGCUACGUUUGCGCCGCCGCCGCUGCAGGAUCCGUUCGUGUUGGGGGCGGAUGUGGUGAUGCAUUCUGGGACAAAGUAUUUUGGGGGCCAUUCGGAUAUGUUGUGCGGGACGCUGAGUUUGAAUCCCAAGUGGGGGGAGGCGUGGAUGGCGGAGUUGCUGAUGGAGAGGUGUUUUAUUGGGAGUGUGAUGGGGAGCAUGGAGGGGUGGCUUGGUGUGAGGUCGUUGAGGACGCUGGAGUUGAGGGUCAAGAGGCAGUCCGAGUCCGCGACGAAGCUGGUUGCGUGGCUUGAUGGGGAGAUUCGCGGGAAUCCGGGGGGGUUGGUGGCGAGUGUCGUGGACAAGGUCCAGCACGCGAGUUUGCAGAGCAAGGAUUUGGAGGGCGGGGAGGAAGGGUCGUGGUUGAGGAAGCAGAUGCCGGGCGGGUUUGGGCCCGUGUUUGCGUUGUUGUUGCGGGAUGAGGGGGAUGCGAAGAGGUUGCCUAGUAAGAUGGGGUUGUUCCAUCAUGCCACGUCGCUUGGGGGUGUUGAGAGUCUGAUUGAGUGGCGAGCGAUGAGCGAUAGUGGGUGUAGCAAGAGGUUGUUGCGGGUGAGUGUUGGUGUGGAGGGGUGGGAGGAUUUGAGGGAUGAUUUGGUUCAAGGGUUUGAGGCGUUGGUGGAGGAGAAGAAGAAGAGGGUUUAAGGGGGUGAUGUGUGAAGGCUUCAUUCGAUGAUUUGAUAGCAGUCGAUACGGUGCUGCUUAGAUGGGGGACCAUGAUAGAGGGUCUCUGCCUUGAGAAUAGAUGGCUGAAGAAAGAUUCAUGCUGUGGUCUCUGUUCAUGUUUGCAAGCCUUCUUAGGUGGUGAGUAACUGAGUAUAUUAGACGCUGAUUCCUCGUGAACUCACUACUCUUGAAUGUAUUUUUAGUCACAUAUGACUUGUUUCCUUCUACUCGCCUUCACGAAAAGUUAU